Angiostrongylus costaricensis is the source of this 1057-nucleotide messenger RNA. Lineage: Eukaryota; Metazoa; Nematoda; Chromadorea; Rhabditida; Metastrongylidae. The record is from the annotation of a GenBank genome assembly.
UGUGGACUUUUAGAAUAUUAUGACAGAAUAACAUGAGGCUUAGAUAUGUUUUUUUUUAAUUUAGGCAACAGUUGUAGGGUUAAGGACCCAAAGAACCCUAUUGCAGUUUGAUCUUCGCGGCGAUCGCUCGUACUUAACCGAAUGGAGCACAUCGUUCUUUAUGGGUUCCAAUCUCGUUGCAUGGGUAACCGCCUAUGAACAUACCCGUACUAAUUUCCGUUGGUUCACGACAUUUUUCUUCGGUGUUACUUGGGUAAUCGGUUACUCAGUAACAGCUCUUCUUGCGUACAUCUCCUCUACCUGGAGAACGAUGAUGCUUUGGGGAGCUGCGUCCACUUUCGUGUUCACUCUAUGGUGCUGGAGAUUUGUUCCUGAGACACUUCAUUUUCUUGUCUCCAAGCGUCGAGCUAAAAGCAUUGAAAAAUGGCUAAUCGGGAUCGACUACUCGCCUCCCUACCACACUGACAUAAGCGAUUUGAUCCAACCACAGCACUACGAAUGUUCGUCAGCAGACAAGACUUGCGACAACUUCAUCUAUUUCGGAUUGUCGCUCUACAGUACCAAAUUGGCUGGCAACACUUACGCUAAUUAUUUGCUGAUGGGUGUUGUCGAACUACCAGCAUAUGUGCUAUCGCCAAUUUUUCUGGAGAAAUGUGGAAGGAAGUUGGUCGUUUCUGGAACGCAUUUAUUGGCUUCGAUAUGCUUCUUACUGCCGGCCUUUUCAGUGGCCGAGACGUGGCUAUCGCUGUUUUGCUGGAUGCUCGGCAAAUUCUCGAUCAGCUGCUCUUUCAUGUCUCUUUUCGUUUACGCCAGUGAAGUCUUCCCUACUUCCAUACGAAAUGUCUCUGUGGGUCUGUGCUCAGUUCUUUCACGAGGAGGAGCAAUCGCCGCUCCGUACAUCAGUCUAUUGAAACCCAUAAAAAGCCAUUACCUGUCAGCCUGCGCCAGACCUCCGCGCAUUCGCCGGUUCUCCAACCCUCCUGAUGUCAUUUGGUCACUUCUUACUCAUAUCGCGAACACUCAUGUCACUCAUGGAUUUUCGUCUGAUAAACUGUGA